Molecule: messenger RNA, 1857 nt
Organism: Cryptomeria japonica (Japanese cedar)
Lineage: Eukaryota; Viridiplantae; Streptophyta; Pinopsida; Cupressales; Cupressaceae
Product: probable disease resistance protein At1g58390
Exons: 2
Coding region: 1-1857 (618 amino acids)
Biological process (GO): defense response
Molecular function (GO): protein binding; ADP binding
Source: RefSeq, a predicted model, not a curated record
AUGGUGAAGAAAUCUAGUCUUCUGCCCAGAGAUUCACGUCUAGUGGGGUUACAAUCCAAAGUUGAAGACAUAGUAGGGUUACUGGAAGACCCAAAAGUACCAGUCAUAGCCGUCGUUGGUAUGGGGGGCUCGGGGAAGACAUUUCUUCUUCAAAAUGUCUACAAAGCUGCAAAAUCCAAGUAUGAUCAAUCUAUUUGGCUCUCUAUUUCUAAAUCUUAUACUCUCAAGAAUUUGCAAGAUGAUAUAGCCUCCCAUAUAGGAAUAAAUAGUAAAAGUGUAAGUGAAGAGAGAGCGGCUGAAUUGAUUCAUGACCAUCUCCAAGGGAAUAGAUCUUUCAUUGUGCUGGAUGAUCUCUGGACGCUGUCUACUGAAAAUUCUCUGAUCGAUAAACUUGGUCGGCCAGCCGAUAAAGACUGUAAAAUUGUGGUCACUACAAGAAAUAGGCAGGUUGCUUUAAAUUCAAACUCUCGAAUCUAUGAGAUGCAAAAUUUGUCAGAUGAAGACAGUUGGAUGCUGUUUUGCAUCUAUGCAUUUCCGAAUAGUGCAGGAAAUAGAGCGCCACAGCACAUGGAAGAGGAGGGUCGGAAGAUUGGAAAGCAGUGUGGAAAUUUACCUCUUGCUAUUAAAACGAUAGCAGCAUCUUUGGCCAACACUAAGCUUAAAAAUUGGGAGUGGAAGCGCAUUAUGACUCUGCCUCCACACCUUAAACCGUGUUUUGCAUAUCUAUCCUUCUUCCCCGAGGAUGAGAAGAUAGAAGCAGAGUAUUUGAUAAAUCUGUGGAUAGCGGAAGGAUUCAUCCCGGCAGGAGAGGAGCAGUGGGAUUUGGCCUGGCAUUGGUUAGAUCAACUGGACAAGCUGUGUAUGCUUCAAGUAUAUGAGAAAGAUGAUGAUAUUUUUAUCAAAUACUGUAAAAUUCAUGAUUUGUUGCACGAUUUGGCAAUACACAUAUCAAGAGAAGAUAAUUGUGUUUUUUCUGUUGAAGAAGUGUCUUCACGUACAAGUAAUUCCAUGGGCUGGUGUCGGAUUUUACUGGCCAACAAAGGUCUGCAUGUUUUCAAUGCCAUCUCAGAGAGCCGUCCUGUUUAUCUCCGUACACUCUCACUGUCUCAGAAUUGGCAGAUUACAAGUAUUCCAGAAAACUUGUUUACCACUAUGAGAGGACUGCGCGUUUUGGAUUUGAGCUACACACACAUCUCUACAUUGCCUGCGUCUCUUGGAAAGAUGAUCCUUCUCAGAUUAUUGAAUUUGAGGGGUACAGAGAUAAAGGAGGUACCGGAGUGUGUGAGACACCUAAAACGCCUCUUGUUUCUUGCUUUACCUGAUGGUUGUGAGUCAUUACCAGCAUGGAUAAGUGAUCUUAGAUAUCUUCAGCAUUUAAGAGCCGACUGCAUUUAUCGGAUGCCAAGGAUAGCAAAUUUGAGAACACUAGACUCAUUUUUGGACUUCCGCACAGAAGAGGACAAAUUCACGAGGUUAGAUAAUUUGGUCGAUAUGACUCAGCUUCAGAAACUACGCUUAUUUCUUGACAAUGAGAUGGAGCUGAAGAGGAUAGAAGAAGGGAUCCUUGCCCAGCUGGUGAAGAUGCGUUGUCUAGCAAUCUGCAAUAAUAGAAAGGAGUUUAGGGAGUUUCCAGGGAAAAUGAGAGCAAUGAAACAUCUGGAAAGUCUUCGACUAUGCUUGUUUGUAGUGCCAAGUUGGAUAUGCGAGUUUGCAAAUCUGAAGCAAUUAGAAUUAAUCGACUGUGAGUGUAAUGAUUAUCCGGAGUUGGAGAGAAUGCCCAAUCUGCUGCAAUUGUCGCUAAUUGUCGAGAUUAAAAACUUUUUUAAAAUAUGUGAAAAUGAUUUUUAUGUUUGUUAA